Andrographis paniculata is the source of this 2797-nucleotide messenger RNA. Its product is annotated as pheophytinase, chloroplastic-like. The transcript is spliced from 17 exons. Gene Ontology annotation, cellular component: chloroplast. Lineage: Eukaryota; Viridiplantae; Streptophyta; Magnoliopsida; Lamiales; Acanthaceae. Bases 1 to 2601 code for a protein of 866 amino acids. The record is from RefSeq and is a predicted model, not a curated record. Gene Ontology annotation, biological process: chlorophyll catabolic process. Gene Ontology annotation, molecular function: pheophytinase activity.
AUGGAGAUCGUGUUUUGCCACGCUUCGUAUCGCGGCUAUGUCGUAAACGAUAAAGGAUUACAGGACUCGAGUUCACAUCCAUGGAAACUUCCCCUGUUAAGAGUAAGAGGUGAAGCAUUGUGUCGCCUUGUGCUUGGUCGAGAUAGCUUGAGGUUGAAGAAGCUCGAAUGGCACCGAUACCGUAGAAGAAUUCAAAGUUCUAAGAAUUCCAGCGCGGUUAGCCGCCGCUGUUACUCUUCUUACAUACUCGAUGGCGGAGAGGACCGGAGCAGUGUCUCCGGCAGCAGCCAGACAACGUCGAAGAUCUCAAUUCCUGGAUUGCCUGAUGAAGACAAUGUAGCUUCAAUCAGUAGCCGCUUCUGGGAAUGGAAGCCGAAGCUGACUGUGCAUUACGAAACGGCAGGUUCGGAAAAUGUAGAUUCACCGGCGGUUCUAUUCCUUCCUGGCUUCGGCGUGGGAUCAUUUCAUUAUGAGAAGCAGCUGAAGGAUCUUGGUCGGGAGUGUCGAGCUUGGGCCCUCGAUUUUCUUGGCCAGGGCUUAUCAUUGCCAUGUGAAGAUCCAACCUCGAGCUCGUCCGGAUUAGAUGGAGAAGGCAACAAUGCGUGGGGGUUCGGAGAUGAAAGUGAGACUUGGGCCGAAGAACUAGUCUUCUCGAUCGACCUAUGGAGGGAUCAAGUGCGCUAUUUCAUCGAAGAGGUGAUUAAAGAACCUGUUUAUUUAGUCGGAAAUUCGCUAGGAGGGUUUGUCGCGCUCUAUUUUGCCGCAUGCAACCCUGAGCUUGUGAAAGGUGUGACAUUGCUCAACGCCACACCUUUCUGGGGAUUUCUCCCUAACCGCAACAGGUCUCCAAGAUUAUCGAGGGCAUUCCCAUGGGCGGGAACUUUCCCUUUCCCUCCUGGAAUCCGAAGAUUAACUGAAAUUAUGUGGGCGAAAAUAAGUGAUCCGCAAAGCAUUUCCGAAGUAUUAAAGCAAGUUUACGCCGAUCACUCCACAGAAAUCGAACAAGUGUAUGCUCGCAUCCUGGAGACGACACAACAUCCAGCUGCUGCGGCAUCCUUUGGCUCGAUUAUCUUUGCCCCUCAAGGACAAUUAUCGUUUGACGAAGCUCUAAUUCAGUGUCGAACAAACAAGACACCAAUUUGUCUCAUGUACGGUAGGGAAGAUCCAUGGGUGAGGCCCGUGUGGGGCUUGCAGGUGAAGCGACGGGUUCCUGAUGCUCCAUAUUACGAGAUAAGCCCCGCGGGACAUUGCCCGCAUGACGAAGCUCCUGAGGUUGUUAACUUUCUUCUUCGAGGCUGGAUCAAGAAUCUCGAGUCGAGGGGUUCUAUCGCGCUGCCUUUAGCCGAGAUCGCAGACUGUGAGGUAGCCGAGGACUUGGAAUUCAGCAGAGAAGGGGAGAGGAAAUCUAUGAGGGUGAAGCUCCAUGGCUCCAAAUUCUCGAUCUGGAAUUGGCGGAAGCUAUUGACGGACGUCCUGCAACCAUCAAUGGGGAAGAAAGCGAAGGGCUCGAGGAAGGGGAAGAAGGCCUGGAGGGCCAACAUAAGCACCGAAGACAUUGAGGACUACUUCGAGAAGUCUACCAAGGACGCUCUAUCCGGCGGUUCUUUGGCUGAUGUCCCCAGCGAUUCCCUCUUUUUCGUGGAUAAGUCCAGAGAUCUUUCUGUCAAGCGGAAGAUUGAGAAAAGCAGAGAAAAAGUCCUGCGAUGUGAUAGUCUGUUGCAGAGAAAUCCUUUUGUUAAACCAAUUCCUUCCUCGAUAACUAAGAAAAAGAAAUCCAGUAAAAGAUGUAAUACUGCGCAUAUAAAGGAAGAUACAUAUGUCACACAAGAGACCCCAAAGGAUGAAAGUGGACCUGAUUCUGAAAUUGUUGAUUUAUGGGAGAAGAAAGGAGAAGACUCUUCUAAAAAGAAUAAGAGGAAAACCAGAUCUUCCACCGUACCUGCUGUUGUGGUUGAACCUCCUGGUUGUUCUUUCAACCCUGAUCCUGAUAGUCACCAGGAUGCAUUAGCUUGUGCGGUUGCUGUUGAAAUGCAGAAAAUUUAUCAACAUGAACUGGGACCUGAGCCCAUUCCCUUAGUUGCUCCUGGAGAAGCAAUUGAUGAAGAAGAGAGGUAUUUCCUUGAGGCAGAUAAUGAAGAUGAUGAUGAUGACGGCCAAGAAAAUGAAGAUUUGACUGAUAACGGUGCUGAAGAUACUGAGAAGAGGCCUCUUAUAACCAAAAGGGUAACACGGGUUGAGUUGAAUCGGAGAGCUCGGCGAAAGGAACAAUUAAAAGCUGAAGCAGAGGCCAAAAAAGCAGAGGAACUCUCCAAGAACAUUGACAGCAUAUCAGAUAUAAUCCAAGAAAUAGAAGAAGAGGAUGAAGAGAAGCGGAAACGGCAUCUCCGGCGCGUUGUUGCAAAACAGGAGAGGCUGAAAACUCAUCCGCCCCGUUUGGGAAAAUACAAAUUCGAGCCUGCUCCUCUCCAAGUCCUCUUAUCGGAAGAGAAAACUGGUUCGCUUCGUCAGUUGAAGGGCUGUUCCACCCUCGUGAGAGAUCGGUAUAAGAACCUGGAGAGAAGAGGAUUAGUCGUCCCAUCAAAGAAGGGCAGCAGGACGUAGAUUGGGGUGAGCCAGAAAAUUGAUCGGACUUGAAAGAAAGUAUGUCUAAUUUGGUUAUGUAUCUUUUCUUCAUAUUUUAUUAUGUUCCUUAACAGUUAGUCGAUCAGGCAAUAACACUCGACUCGUCUUUAAUCUUUAUAUUAUAGAGUAUUUGGUUUGAAUUUCAAUUUUAAAUUUCAAUGUUUCGUUUGACAAA